UAGUUCCCCUCGUUGGUGUACCUUUCUUUUUUCAGUGUUGAAGAGGAAACAUGGGCUGUGAACAAGUAUGCCUUUUCUUCAAUCCACUAAUAUUUAUCUCCUUCUUCUUCUUUCUCUUCCUUUGCCAAGUCCCUUGCAUACAUGCCCACCUUUGCACUCAAGAACAGACCUCCGCGCUGCUGCAACUCAAAGGAAAUUUUUCCUUCGACGAAUCUGCUUCUAUGUAUUGUGAUGCUUCUUUUCCAAAGAUGGAGUCUUGGAAAAGGGGUUCGGAUUGUUGUUCGUGGGAUGGGGUGCAUUGUGACGGGACAGGUGGAGUAAUUGGACUCGACCUCAGCUGCAGCUGGCUCCAAGGCACCAUCCAUCCUAAUAGCAGUAUAUUCCUCUCCUUUCCCCACCUCCGAAAGCUCAACCUCGCUCACAAUAACUUUUCCAUGUCUCGCAUCCCACCUGAAUUCACUCGGUUCACUGAAUUGACACACCUCAAUCUCUCUUUCUGUUGGUUUUCGGGCGAAGUUCCAGAAGGAAUUUCCUUCCUAAACAAACUGGAGUUGCUUAAUCUCUCUUCCAAUUUUGAUUUGAAAUUGAAAGAAGGCGGGUUCGAGUUACUCAUUCAAAAUUUAUCCAAGUUAAGAGAUCUUGAUCUUAUCUUCGUAAACAUGUCUUCUUCGAUGGUUCCAAAUUCCUUGGUCAAUUUGACUUCUUUAAGAACCCUCCGUCUCCAGUCCACUGGUUUACAUGGAAAUUUCCCUAGCGGAAUAUUUCAUUUACCUCAUCUACAGGAGUUGGAUAUAGGGUACAUUGAUGCUCUCACUGGUUAUUUACCCGAUUUCAUGAAUUUGAGCUAUCCUAUGCAGUACUUAUUUCUCUCUGGCACAGGUUUUUCUGGAGAAUUGCCUGACUCGGUUGCUAAUCUAAAGUCCUUGAAGGUAUUGAGACUCUUUGAUUGUGAAUUCCAUGGAUCCAUUCCUACUUCUCUCUGGAACCUUCCACAAAUCACUGAUUUGGACCUCUCAUCCAACAAUUUUAGUGGUACCCUCCCACCUUCGAUUUCAAACCUUAGAAAUCUCACUUUCUUGUGGCUUUCAGAUAAUAACUUCACAGGCCCACUCUUUCAUUAUUGCUCGACAGAACUUUCGAUAUUGGAUGUGUCAAACAAUUGUCUCACUGGUCCACUACUCUUGUCAUGGGAAGCAAACUUGACAAAACUUGUUUACUUAGAUGUGUCAAACAAUAGUCUCACUGGACCUCUUCCUUCACAAGUAUUUGUACCUCCAAAACUACUCGUUUUGAGCAUAAGCCGAAACUUGAUCAACGGUACAAUCCCAUCUUGGGUCUUCGAAUUACCUGCACUCAGGUCCUUAGAUCUUAGCCAUAACAAACUGAUUGGUCAUACACUUGAGUUUCAGUCCUCUUCAUUGGAGAUUAUUGAUUUGAGCAAUAACUACCUACAUGGUACUGUUCCGAAUUCAACCUUCGAACACCGAAAUCUGACCCACCUCAUUCUUUCUUCAAAUAACUUUUCUGGCACCAUUCCUGAAUCAAAUAGAUUUAGUGAAAAUCUCAUGAUGCUCCAACUACAGACGAAUAACUUCUCUGGCACCAUUCAUGACUCAUUUACAAGGAGUAAUAGCUUGAGAACUAUCAAUCUUAAUGGCAAUGGGUUUGAAGGGCCAAUACCGAAGUAUCUGGUUAAUUGUACAAACCUAGAAGUGCUAGAUCUCGGAAGAAACAAGUUCUUUGACAAAUUUCCACAUUGGUUGGGAAAUUUACCAAACUUGCAAGUCCUAAUCUUGCAAUCUAACAAAUUCCAUGGAUCCAUCCUGACUUCCCAGACCAAAUUUUCCUUCCCCAUGUUGCGAAUUCUCGAUAUGUCGAACAAUCAUUUCACUGGUCCAUUGCCCAUAAAGUACUUCAAAAGUUUCAAAGCAAUGAUGAAUGUAGAUGAAGAGCAUUUUGAUUUGGAGUACAUGGGAACUAUUGGUUAUAGUCAAGGUUAUGGUUUAACUUUUUAUGAUUCUUUGACUAUGGUAAUCAAAGGAUCGACCAUUGAAAUGACAAAAAUCCUUAAAGUUUUCAGAGCCAUUGAUUUAUCAAGGAACAAGUUUCAGGGUAAGAUUCCCGGGAUCAUCGGUGGGCUAAAUUCAAUUCGAGGACUAAACUUAUCACACAACAGUCUCACAGGUCAUAUACCAAAGUCGCUUGAGAAUAUGACCAAGCUUGAAUGGUUAGACCUCUCAUCAAACGAUCUCACUGGGGAGAUCCCUCGACAACUCACGAAUUUAAUCUCUCUCGGAACUCUUAACCUUUCACAGAAUCGCCUAAUGGGGCCUAUACCUCAAGGCAAACAAUUCGAUACAUUUUCGAAUGAUUCUUACAUCAACAACACGGCAUUAUGCGGACCUCCAUUGUCGAAUACAUGUGGCGAUCCUAUGGCACCACAGCGACCACCCUCGACAUUUGAAGAAGAAGAUUCAGAGCCUGUGAGUGGAUUUAGUUGGGAAGUCAUAUUGCCAGGGUAUGGAUUUGGACUGGUAGUUGGACUUGUCAUGGGAUAUCUUGUGUUCUCGUUUGGUAAACCUCAAUGGCUUGUGAAGAUGGUUGAAAGUGUAGGAAAAAGAAAUGGAAAGAGGCCGAAAAGCAAUGCUCUGAGAGUUGGAGGCAGAAGAAAUUAGCAAAAUGCAAAUGGUAUUGUGUGAAAUCGUGGGAGCGGCAUGAAUCUCUUGCAAGUCUCAGAUAUGGGUUCCUGGCAUUUCUCUGAGGAAAAAUUUUUAUUGUAGGAGGUUGAUCUGAUGGAAGGUGGGAAUGAAAAGAGACCACAGCUAGUGAAGUGAGAAGCUUUAUGCUCAGGGUUAUCAGUCAUAACUACUGUGCUUUCUUUACAAAAUUAUGUACUUACGUAUUCCAUUACUCCCUCCGUCCCUUAUUUAUAGUCCGGUAUUCCAUUUUGGGCUGUCCCUUAAUAAAUGUCCAUUUUGUAAAGUUAGUGGGUAAAAGUUGGUGAAUUGUCUAUUUUGUCCCUAAAAGUAGAUUCUAUUUUAAAAAGUGAGUGAGUAAAAGUGUAAUGAUGAUGGGUAAGAAGGGAAAGUAGAAGAAAAAGUUGAUGUGAAAGGUAUAAUGAUGAUAUCUUUUUAAUAAGUUGGAAUUACGAAGCAGGACACUUAAAA
This is a messenger RNA of Rhododendron vialii, 3167 nucleotides long. RefSeq names its product receptor-like protein Cf-9. The transcript is spliced from 2 exons. Bases 51 to 2675 code for a protein of 874 amino acids. NCBI's taxonomy places the organism in Eukaryota, Viridiplantae, Streptophyta, Magnoliopsida, Ericales, Ericaceae. Gene Ontology annotation, molecular function: protein binding. The record is from RefSeq and is a predicted model, not a curated record.